ACAAAAUGGCGGAUAAACAUUAAAAUAACAACAAUAGGUGUUUGUGACUAUUGGAAGCGUUUCUUAAGUUGAAACUAAGGUUUAGAUAUUAGUUAGAUCUAGGCUCUAUAUCUAUUUAUUUAAUAAAAAAACAAUGACAGACAAAGAUCACGCUCCUCUCACUACAUCAUGUGCAAGAGCGUUGAUUGACAAGCUUUACGAAAAGCGGAAAAGUGCCGCUCUGGAAAUAGAAAGGCUUGUUAAAGACCUAUCUGCUACUAGUCAGCUGGAUCAAAUUAAAAAGUUGCUCAAGGUUCUUGAGGAAUAUGCUGUCUCACAAAAUCCCAACAUUCGCAAAGGAGGUCUUAUUGGCUUAGCAGCUGUUGCUAUAGGCUUAGGAAAGGAUUCUUGUAGUUAUAUCAACAAUUUAGUACGUCCAGUGGUCGUUUGUUUUCAUGAUGGUGACAGCCGUGUCCAGUACUAUGCAUGUGAGGCACUUUACAACAUUGUCAAAGUGUCACGAGGAGCAGUUCUACCACAUUUCAAUGACAUCUUUGAUGGUUUGAGCAAGUUAACUGCACACCCAGAUCAAAAUGUCAAGAAUGGAGCAGAGCUGCUAGAUCGUUUGAUUAAAGAUAUUGUGACAGAGAGCUCAUCUUUUGAUCUUGUGGCAUUCAUCCCACUUCUACGAGAGAGGAUCUACACUAAAAAUACAUUUGCAAGGCAGUUUAUUGUUUCUUGGAUUGAAGUUUUGGAUGCUGUCCCUGACAUCAACAUGCUAGCUCUUCUUCCUGAAAUUCUGGAUGGACUUUUUCAGAUCCUGGGAGACAACAGCCACGAAAUACGCAAGAUGUGUCAGGGAGUUCUGGCAGAAUUCUUGGAAGGCAUCAAGCGAUCAAAGAAUGGAGUCAACGUAACUGCCAUGGCUAAUAUUUUGAUUGUUCAUAGUCAAAAUACAGAUGACCUGAUACAAUUUACUGCCAUUACCUGGCUGCGGGAGUUCAUUGCCUAUUCUGGUCGGGCCAUGUUGCCCCAUACUGCUGGAAUACUGAGUGCAGUCUUACCUUGUCUGGCCUACAAUGAUGAAAAUAGAAAAAAAGUUCGUGAGGCAGCUGAAAGUCUAAAUCAGGCACUGAGGAAGCUUGUGGAGACUCAAGAUGACCAACCUACACCCACAGCUGAGGUGAUAUCAUUCAUCAAUGAACUUGACAAAACAGACAAAACAUCUUUAAAAACAAAUAGUGCAAUAAUUCAACUAGAAAUCCUGCCUGUAAUAAAAGUACUACAAAGGCUGCUUACUCAUGAAACAAUUCAAGCAAGAGUUGCCUCUUUGAAAUGGUUUAAUCUUCUGCUGGUGAAAACUCCAAACAAGACUUUCCGUUACAUUGAAACUUUCUUUGGGCUCUUAAUGACGACACUAGCAGACCCUUCAGAUGAUGUUGUUUUAUUAGAUCUGGAGGUUUUGUCUGAGAUUUCAUCGAACCCCACGGGUUUCAUUAUGCCCCCUGGCUCAUCAGAUGGCACUGUGGUCAGCCCAGAAAGGGCAAGUUUCAGUGAUGUGAAGUUGAACCCCUACUUUUUUAAGCUAAUGAAUGGCUUGAUUGACUGGUUUAAGAAGGACAAACAGUUGCUGGAGGACAGAGGAGCUUUUAUCAUAAGGCAGCUAUCUAUCUAUUUGAGUGCUGAGGCAAUAUUCCACAGUUUGUCUGAGAUUCUCAUUCUGGAAGAGGAUGUCGCCUUUGCAUGCACAGUGGUGCAGAGCUUAAAUACAAUCCUACUGACCUCCACUGAGAUCUAUGAGCUCAGGUCCCAGCUUAGAGAGCUCAGUACAGAGGAGAGCUGUAGCUUGUUUUGCUGUCUGUACAAGUGUUGGUGCCACAGUCCCAUAUCCCUGAUGUCCCUGUGCUACCUGACCCAGAACUAUGCCCAGGCCUACAGGCUCAUGCAGAUUUUUGGCGAUCUGGAAGUGACAGUGGAUUUCUUGAAAGAAAUAGAUAAGCUGGUGCAACUCAUUGAAUCACCUAUUUUUGCUUAUUUGCGGCUUCAGUUGCUAGAAGCCCAUCUGUACCCUGAGCUGAUAAAGAGCUUGUAUGGACUGCUUAUGAUGUUGCCCCAGUCCGAGGCAUUCAAAUUGCUCCGCUGCAGACUUGAGUGUAUACCCCAGAUUAAUCUUACAGUGGCAUUAGAUACAGAUCAAAAAAAAAGAGGUGAAGAGAGACCACUGGUGAAGAAAAUCAACUUUGACGAGCUUCUUGAGCACUUCCUGCGAGUUCAGGCUAAGCACCGGGAGCACAAACGUAAUCAAGUGGCUUACAAGAUAGCAGCUGCUCGUAACCUUCGCUAAAAGACAUAGCAUUACUUAUAGCUACACAUUCCUUAUCUCCACCAUCAAACUUAUUUAAAGAUGUGAUAGAAACCGGUUCAUUUUGCAUUAUUUUAUUUGUUUGUAUGUUUUUUUUAAACCAAUUUUUAUAAGAAUACUAUGUAUUUUAUGUAAAGUAUUUGGUGUGGCUGUGGAUAAAUGUCUCUCCAACCCUAAUCCAGUAUUGAGUGUGCAUGUUAAGUAAUAUAUGUCAUGGUCCAUGUGGGCUACUGUGAGUAUGUUUUUCUUAAGAUCCAACAGAAGUUAUGCAGCCUUAUUUUCCUUUAGGAAAGAGCACUUCCCAGAUAAUUGUGACCUCAUAAAGUACUGUGCUGGAAACAGUGGAAUGAGUAAAGUACUUGAAAAAAUUUAGUUUGUUCAGAGUGCUUAAAAGAGGAAGAGGUUAUGACUUGAAAUGAGGUUAUAAAGAUCUAUGCUUUCCUUCCCAGACAUAAAGAAGAUGACGUAAUUCUCAUUUCUAGCUCAUGUCUUUAAAUUUUUUCCCCCCUCCUCCAUCUAUUUAUUGUUGAUGCCUGUAAUUACAUUACUAUUGUUUUUAAAUUUGGAAAGUCAUUUCAGUUGUUUGAAUUGUAGUGUAGUUUAAACACUUGCUUAUUUGAAUAACAAACAAAGAAUUAUAAAUACGUGGGCACUGUGGCUGAGUGGUUAAGCGCUUGGCUUCUGAAACUGGGGUCGGUCCUGGGUUCGAAUCUCUGUGGAGACUGGGAUUUUGAAUUUCUGAUUUUUAGGGCGCCCCUGAGUCCAGCCAACUUAUAUAUAAUGGGUACCUGUCUAAAGUUUGGGAAUGUAAAGGCGGUUGGUUGUUGUGCUGGCCACAUGAAACCCUGCUCAUUAACCAUUGGCCUGAGAAACAGAUGACCUUAACAUCAUCUGCCCUAUAGAUCGCAAGGUCUGAAAGGGGAACUUAAUUUUGAUUGAAGUCGCCUGCAAUUAGUCAUGUAAAAUGAAGUAAGGUUAAAACUUGAAGUCGCCUGCAAUUAGUCAUGUAAAAUGAAGUAAGGUUAAAACCACUUUUUUCAGAAGUGAUCUGAAGUUUAUUUCCCCAGUGCCACAUGUAAUCUGCAUGUUUUAAUUAGAAUGAAUCCAUUAAGGCAUUCCAAUAGAUUCUUAAUUUGUAAGUGACCAAAAAAACAUUAGGGCAUAUGUAUAUAUUUAUUUUAAUCAUUGUGUUCCAUGUUAUGGUAGAGUUAGGAAGGUCGGUAAACAACCAAUCCUUCAUCCUGGCUACGGGAUAAAAUCCUUUUCGGUCAAAGUUUUCAAAGGGAUUUAUCUCGAACCUUUUCGGACAUCUCGACAAGGUACUCUUAAAGCAGAAGAUUUGCCAGUAUAAUGUGGAAUUCUUGUGCGACAUGUCCUAAUGAAUUAUCUGGCUGAAAUUCAGCUGUCACACUGAUUGUGUUUUUUCUUGGGAUUUUAAAUCCAAUAUUUUAGUAUUUUAUUGUAUUUUUUGGUUUGAAGUUUGAAAGACACUUCAUGUGAUUAUGUUGACAGCAUAAAAAUAUGAUAUCUGUAAUGCAAUAAUUUAUUAUUAAAUGUAUUUAAACCUGA
Biomphalaria glabrata is the source of this 3910-nucleotide messenger RNA. RefSeq names its product protein VAC14 homolog. The record is from RefSeq and is a predicted model, not a curated record. Bases 134 to 2323 code for a protein of 729 amino acids. Gene Ontology annotation, cellular component: endosome membrane; PAS complex. The transcript has 17 exons. Gene Ontology annotation, biological process: positive regulation of kinase activity; phosphatidylinositol biosynthetic process. Lineage: Eukaryota; Metazoa; Mollusca; Gastropoda; Planorbidae.